UGCGACUCAUCACCAUCAAGCCAAUGGCGGCCCAGCCCACAUACUCCUACCCAUCCUCCUCCAGUCACAGCCAGGACUCAGUCGUCCUCAAUGGGGAGGCAAACGUGGGGCUCAAGCAGAAGUCCGACAUCGAACACUACAGGAACAAACAACGGCAGAAAGCCAACAGAAAAGGCUACUGUGAUUUCCCUGUUACAGACAAUGGCAUCCACCCAUUCAACCCCAGAGAGAGGCACAGCAGGCAUGAUAAUGCCAAGGAGCCAAUGACUGCUGAGGAGAAGAGGGCAUCCUAUGCAGGAUGCCACAUCAGGAGGCAUCCCCCAUCCAGAGAGCCAGCCUACUGGAGCCGUCAGUCCCUGGCUGCCAGCAGCCCUGGCCCCGUGGAGACGGAGAUGGACCUGCUGGUCCUCAGGGAGAGGUCUAGAAGAGGGAUCCGCAACAGCGGCUAUGACGUGGAGCCGUUUGAGGAGACCAACGUGGACCGACUGAUGAGCUCCCUGGUUAUGGUGGAAGCCAUCAGGUCAAGGUCUCUCGACUCGUCCACUCUGAGCUCUCAGCCUUCCAUCGGCGAGGUCCGUCAGCAGAUGCAGCUCCUGCUGGUCCUACAACCCAGUCACACCAGCCCCUACUCCGAGGGAUGA
This is a messenger RNA of Salvelinus sp. IW2-2015, 641 nucleotides long. The record is from RefSeq and is a predicted model, not a curated record. Lineage: Eukaryota; Metazoa; Chordata; Actinopteri; Salmoniformes; Salmonidae.